Acipenser ruthenus (sterlet) is the source of this 5642-nucleotide messenger RNA. RefSeq names its product lumican-like. The transcript has 4 exons. NCBI's taxonomy places the organism in Eukaryota, Metazoa, Chordata, Actinopteri, Acipenseriformes, Acipenseridae. Gene Ontology annotation, molecular function: protein binding. The record is from RefSeq and is a predicted model, not a curated record. The coding region runs from base 233 to 1330 and encodes 365 amino acids.
ACAGAAUCCAACUCAAUCAAAGCACAUCAGUAGUCUGGGGCCUUAGCCAUGAUAGGAUGUGGAAUGUUUCGAUCACAGAGUAAACAUUUGCACAGGUCUCUGGUUUACGGAAUUCCACCACUAGCUGUCUGCAGGCCACAACUUGGGUAUACAGCAGAGAUGUGAAAUAAACGAUAAACAGAAUCUAGUCUGGUUUAAUUUUUUUACAGAGCUACAGCAGGCACCAGAACACAUGGAGCAAUGGAUUGUCCUCUUGUGUCUGGCUCUGGCUGGGGCUGGGCAAUGCCUGGGCAGCUUCAGCGACUAUGAUUAUGGGGGGAUGCCCGUCAUGAUUAACCGACUGGUGGGAGAGCCCAGCGUGUUGAGUCUACGAGGGCGCGUGGAUGCCAACUGGUACCGUGUCAUGAAUAGCGAGAGCUGCCCAUUGGAGUGUGACUGCCCGAUACAGUGGCCCUCUGCCAUGUACUGCGACAGCAGGGGUCUCACGUAUGUGCCCACCACCCUGCCCCAGAGGACGCAGUACCUGUUCCUACAGGGCAACCGCAUCUCCAGCCUCCCCCCAGAGGGGUUUAAGAACUCGACUCUCACACGCUGGCUCAUUCUGGACCACAACGAGAUGGUGAGCAAUCAGAUCUCCGGGGCAGUGCUCAAGGGGUUACCCCAUCUGCAGAACCUUUUCAUCAACUACAACAACCUGACCGAUAUCCCCGGGCCCCUGCCCGAUGGCCUGAAGCAGCUCCGACUGGCACACAACAAGAUCGGCAAAAUCUCCCCCAACGCUUUCGAAAAUCUCAAGAACCUGACUCUACUGCUGUUGCACGGGAACCAGCUGAAAACCAUCGGAGAGGCUGAUUUCAAAGGUCUGCAAUCCAUCAUUCUCCUGGAUCUCAGUCACAACAAGCUGAUCGAAUUCCCUAAGAAUCUGCCCCCUUCCAUCCAGCAGCUCUAUGUCUCUAACAACUCCCUGGCCUCCCUCCCUCAGGACUGCCUGAUGGGCUUUGACAGGCUGCAGUAUCUGCGGAUCAGCCACAACAAGCUGGUCAACCAGGGGCUCCCUGCUGACGUCUUCAACGUGCCCUCCAUUGUCGAGCUUGACCUUUCCUACAACCAGCUCUCCUCCAUCCCUCCCGUGCACCAGGCUCUGCAGUACCUCUACCUGGAAGCCAAUCACAUCCAGGAGUUCAACAUCACCAGUUUCUGCCGAAAGGUCAGCCCUGUUGACUUCUCCCGCAUGAGGAUCCUUCGCCUGGAUGGGAAUCAGCUCUCCUACAGCCAGCUGCCCUUGGACUGGGGUCUGUGUCUCAGAGUGCUGAGGGACAUCUACAUCUAGCGCAGAAAACCAACUGAACAAGCCUGAGGCAUUGGGACAAGUUUACUAAAAUCAGAUCUAGAAUAUGGUAGCUCUCCAAGUCCAUUCUAUCCCGGGACAUUGGGUUCCAGUUAAAAAACAAACAUGCUGGCUCUAGUUCAAAUUUAACAGAAGUAAAUCUUAGUAAAUGUGUCCCUUACACUUUCAGCCUGUAGCAAUUUCAUCACAUUUCUAACUUCACGCACAAAAUGCCAAGGAUGCUGCCUUAAUAUUCAUAUAUUCAGUUAAACAAAUUGAACAUUGUAGUUUAAAAAAUAAAAAAAUAAAAUAAUAAUAAUAAUAAUAAUAAUAAUAAUAAUAAUAAUAAUAAUAAUAAUAAUAAUAAUAAAGAAGCUAUCUCAGUCUGGCUCAAAAUAUUGAAAAAUGUGAUUCAUUGUGUUUGAACAUUAGCCAGGGCAGCUGAGAAACUAUUUAUGCAAACCGCUUUUCUGUUUUUUCCAGUUUUUGAGCACAGGAAGAAUGGCCUCACUUUUAAAGAUUGCAUGAUAGCACUCUCCAGAUUAUUUCCAGAUUCUCUUCCCUGAGUAGUCUGUCUGAACUGCUGUUACUGUGAAACUAGCAGCAGACACACACAGUAGUAUAUUAAUACCAAGCCCUGAUGCUGGUACUUUCUAUCAUCCCUCAACAGUAAAUUGUUCCCUGUAAAGGUUCCUGUUGCUAAACGGUCUGGUCUAAAUCAAAACUGAAAAUAGACUAUCAGCAGGAUGAGGGUAAUCUAGUGUUAAAGAGUGGAGGUGUUCAACAAAAUCAUUCACAUUUACUGUAUUCAUUUUUACAGUGUAUAAAAAUAACAGAAUUAACACAAUUAUAUUGUCCUUACCUGCCUCUCCACAGGUUUGACAAUAGAUAUUGAGGUCCUCUUAAUUGUGGGAGUGGAAUAUUCUCCAGCCCUUGCAGGAUGGUAUCACUGUGCAUUUCAGCGUUGAGGUUUAUCUUGACCAGUGGUGUCCAAACCCGACUGGAGUUGCAACCCAGAGUGGAUUUCUCUGAGGCAACUAUGCACCAAAUUAUAAACCCUGUUAGUGGUUAAAAUGAGAAUUGAGAACGGCCCACUGUGGAAUGUUUGGACACGUCUGAUCAAGACAUUGCAUGAUCAUCCCCCAUCACUGACCUUUGAAUCUGGCACCAGGCAAACCCACUCACAUCCCAACACAAUUCACAUUCAUGAAAUAAUCCUUGGGAAGCUUAAUUAUCCAAGUCUGAGCCACUUUAGAAACAAGUGUGCUUGAAGGAUCAAAGCACACUCAAUAAUUAGCAUCCUUUGUCUGUACAGUACACACCUACUUACAAUACAGUGCCAAAGUCUUUAUUAAAAUAUGACCUAAAUACAGUAUUUUGCAAUAGUUAGUACAGCAGUUAUUGCUACUUGUUAGUAGAUUUUUUUUAAUGCAUUAGUGGAAGUGCCUCGUAUAUUUAAGACUUUUGUUUUGCUUGGUUCAUUUCAAAAAAUAAAUGCUGAAGCUUCUCCUUAAACAUUUCGAGCAUUGAGAGGAAAGGACUGGGUUUUCCACCCAGUCUCCUGAGUUAAUCUUGCGUUGUUGCUUUCAGAGGUAAUUUCACUCUGGAAAGAAAAAAAAAAUCAUACAUUGCAGACCGCACUGGAAAUCCGUACACUUCAUCAAAUGCAUGGAAUGUGAAAACCUGGGAGAUUUAGCUUAAUUCAGAAUCUAUGGAGACAUUCGACUCAAUCAAACCGUGCAUAGCCCACCAGCUGUAUUUAGCUCAUUCGGCAAAUAUUCCAUUGUGCAACCUGUGUUCAAGGGGGGCUGGUAUUGUGUUUUAGUUUGGAGAGGCAUAGCUUAGACGGUUGCCUGUGUUAACACUUCAUAAACACUCAAGUGCAAGUCAAGGGGAACAUCUCUCAAAGUAGGAAUCAUGUUAUUAUUUUAAUUAGGGUCUUUCUCAUGGAUCACUCCCAGAAUGGAAGGUAUAGUGCGCCAUUCUGGGAGUGAUUUCAGUCAUUAAACUGCUAUGAAGACAUCCAAAACAGGUGAUAUACUGUAUAAGAUCUUACUGUAAAUGCACAAUUUAAAAUUUUAGCAAUGAGUGAUUCAUUCUAGUGUAGGAAAUAUUUAAGAAUCUUUGAAGCAUAUGGGGAAGGAGGAACUAGGGUGUUCUUAGGGGGUACACAGCAUGCACAAUAACAUGCUGUGAAACAGAUUAACAGUAUUGGGUAUGGAAAUUGGAAAACUAAUUUAAUGUACUUUUAGAGGGACAUUUUGGAUUUAUUCACAGACUACAAAUUAAACAUUUAUAAGCAUUCAAUACAGAAAGAGUUCUGUCCUUUCUUGGCUCAUCACGCUCUCGAUCAGACUAGACUGUUAUGUUACAUAAAAUUAGCAAACAGCGGCAUCAUUCAGUUAUAUCCAGGUUUUGUUCUCCAAGUAUACUUGGAAAAAAGAAAAAAAACAACAUUCCGGACAUCAUAACAUUUUAAUACGAUUACACAACUGCCUGGCAUUUCUGUUAUUGUCAUGGCAACUGUGUUUUUUUAUUAUAAUUACAUCCCCAGGUUUGCAAUGCAUCACUGCUUAUGUUGUCAGUGUACAACAGAACCUGUGUAUGAUAGCCGUAGUGAAUUCCACUGAGGGAAUGCAUUUGAUAGUUUUAUAAUCUGUCUGGAUUGCUACAUAUAAGAAUACUUGAUACACACAGAAUACUUUUUUUUUUUUCCGUGGACGUCUUUGUGCUGAAGGCGAGACAGGAAUUUUCAAGCCAACCUGAUGCACUUCUAUUAGGACCUAAUUUUUCCAAUUGUUGUCCGGUUCUCCCAAGAUGGAAAAAAAAAAAUCCUGGAUCCUGGUGUGGCCUUGUUUCUUACUUUGUUUAACAAUUAACAAUGUGCUUUUUGAAUGCCAUUCCUGAACAAAAUAGCAACCCUUGCCGUGGUGUUUAGUAAGCGUUGGUAGAAGGUGUUGAGUGAUGAAUGGGUUUGCUCACUGUAUCCAGAACUCAUCAUCUGCUUGUCAGCUUAAACUUCCAUGUAGUAAAAGUCAAUAUUUUUUUUUAUCAAACAAGAGUGAAGCAUGGCCUGAAACCCAGACGUUCACACUUACCAAAACUUUACUGGUUUCAUAAAGCAUCAUUUUGCAAACCCUGCCAAAGCUAGCAAACAGGUUACAUCAUUUUUUAAUAAAAUAAACAUCUAAAAACUACGGGCAGGCCAUUUAAAGGCACACUUCAGUCUGUGAGCAAACGAAGCAUGUAUGUGUAAAUAUUGAGAAUGAGUGCUAACCCAUCUGCACCAUGACCCCUGUGAUUGGAUGUAAAUCGAUUGCUUCUUAUUACUAAUCUGGGAUAUGCAGAAAUCCAAAACGCAAUACAGCAGAUAUAAAAGUUGCUGCUUCUUCCAAGUAAUGCAUCACUUUGUGUGUUCAAGCUCACACCAAUGAUCGAGCUGCAAUCUGACCAUGUGACCUGCAUCACAAUAUAAAAAAGUGAUACUGUUAAUAAAGUUAAUAAGAGGGAGGACUGAUUUUAAAGCAUUGGUUAGCACUCUUUUCAGUCUGCUGAAUACAUAAGUAUAAACAGACAGUGCAUUGUCAGUUUGCACUUGUGACCUGUCUGGAAGUUGCAUGCUUCCUCCCCUGCCUUGCCUCUAGCCUUUCAUUCCCACCAGGGCCAUUUGGAUUACACUCCUGCUUCUGUCUACAAGCUGAUGAUAUGCACUGCAGGCAGAUCCCUAAAGCCCUGCCCAUCAGCUUCUCCGACUCUCUCUCAGAGUCCUGUUACUGCCUGGUUUUCUCAUUAAUGGAAGAAUGUUUGUAUUCCUCUGCAGUGCCAGCAGCUCUCUGCUCUUUAAAUCAGGGCUUUCUUCAUGGUGGGGUCCAAAGGACCCAGAGUAAAAAAUGUGAACCCCAUAACAAUUUGAAAUAUGAUCUUGCCAUAAAGAUACAUCAUUAAUACAAGCUGUUCCUACUUGCUAAUUGCUAUUUCAUUCUAUAAUAAAUCAUUUGUAAACUAUUACGCAUUCGUAAAGUAUUUAAAUUGUACCUUCUGCGCAGCAUUUAAUAAUGCUGUGUGUUCUGUAUGAAUCUCUUUGCUUGUUUUAGGUUAUUAUUUCCCAUGCUUAUUAACUAAUCCAUCAGAUAUUGCUUCUAAAAAGACCCCUCAAGGUGGAUCUUUUUGAAGUGUUGGGGAAGUAUAUUAGCAUUGCACUGUGAACUGAAGCCUGUGUAACACUGUUGUUUCCUCUCAGAAACUCUCUUCAUUAUAAUUGUAAGCUGGAAUAGUUAGUAAGCUUUGUGUAUAGCCAUCUACUAAGCAGAAACAA